AUGGGCGAGGGCGGGCUGCCCCCGGCCUUCCAGCUGCUGCUGCGCGCCUGCGACCAGGGCGACACGGAGACGGCGCGGCGGCUGCUGGAGCCGGGGGCGGCGGAGCCGGCGGAGCGCAGCGCGGAGCCCGAGGCGGGCGCGGAGCCCGCGGGGGCCGAGGCGGCCGGGCCCGGGCCCGGGGCGGCGGCGGCGGCCGGGGCGCCGGUGCCCGUGGACUGCUCGGACGAGGCGGGCAACACGGCGCUGCAGUUCGCCGCGGCCGGGGGCCACGAGCCGCUUGUGCGCUUCUUGCUGCGCCGCGGCGCCUCGGUCAACAGCCGCAACCACUACGGCUGGAGCGCGCUCAUGCAGGCAGCCAGAUUUGGGCACGUGAGUGUGGCACACCUCCUUUUGGAUCACGGAGCUGACGUCAAUGCCCAGAACCGGCUCGGAGCCAGUGUGCUCACCGUGGCCUCUCGGGGUGGCCACCUGGGUGUGGUGAAGCUACUCCUGGAAGCUGGUGCCUUUGUGGACCAUCCCAACCCCUCAGGCGAGCAGCCAGGGGCAGGGGACAGCAGGGACGAGCUGUUGGACAUCACAGCCCUGAUGGCCGCCAUCCAGCACGGACAUGAGGCCGUGGUGCGUCUACUGAUGGAGUGGGGCGCAGACCCCAACCACGCAGCCCGAACCGUGGGCUGGAGCCCACUGAUGCUGUCGGCUCUCAUUGGGAGGCUCAGCAUGGCCCAGCAGCUGGUGGAGAAAGGGGCCAACCCUGACCACCUCAGCGUGCUGGAGAAGACCGCCUUCGAGGUUGCACUUGACCGCAAGCACAGGGACCUUGCAGACUACCUGGACCCGCUGACCACUGUCAGGCCCAAGACAGAUGAGGAGAAAAGGCGGCCUGAUAUUUUCCACGCAUUGAAAAUGGGAAACUUCCAGCUGGUCAAAGAGAUUGCAGAUGAAGACCCCAACUAUGUGAACCUGGUCAACGGGGAUGGGGCAACCCCAUUGAUGCUGGCAGCUGUCAUGGGGCAGCUGCCUCUGGUGCAGCUGCUGGUGGAGAGGCAUGCUGACGUCGACAAGCAGGACAGCGUGCACGGCUGGACGGCCCUCAUGCAGGCCACCUACCAUGGGAAUAAGGAAAUUGUCAAAUAUCUGCUAAACCAAGGGGCUGAUGUCACUCUUCGUGCAAAAAACGGGUACACGGCCUUUGACCUAGUGAUGCUGCUGAGCGAUCCUGACACAGAACUUGUUCGACUGCUGGCGUCUGUCUGCAUGCAGGUGAAUAGAGACAAGGGCCGGCCCAGCCACCCACCACCUCCACCUCACUCGAAGACCCGACAGCCCUGGAGUGUCCCAGUGCUGCCCGAUGACAAAGGCGGGCUUAAGUCCUGGUGGAACCGAAUGUCCAAUCGGUUCCGGAAGCUCAAACUGAUGCAGACCCUGCCCCGUGGGCUCUCCAGCAACCAGCCUUUGCCUUUCUGUGAUGAGCCAGAGUCAGCGCUGGACUCCACAAUGAGGGCGGCCCCCCAGGAUAAGACAAGCCGCCCGGGGCUUCAUGAUGUGGCCCCCACAGUGAAAGAGAAUGGUCCUGGGAGCACAAGAGGAGACAAAGAAGAUGUGUUAUUGACAACCAUGCUGCGCAAUGGAGCCCCCUUCCCCAGACUCCCGAGUGACAAGCUGAAGGCAGUCAUCCCCCCUUUCUUACCCCCUUCCAGCUUUGAGCUGUGGAGCUCCGAUCGGUCCCGGACAUGUCACAGCGGGAAAGCAGAGCCUAUGAAGACUGUGCUGUCCCAGAGAGCCGGCCGGGGCGCCCCCGUGGGCGUGGCUGGUGGGAGCACAGACGCUACUCCUGGCAGGCCGGUUAAAUUUCCAUCUCUCUCCAGAAGCCCUGCCUCUCCUGCCAAUUCUGGAAACUUCAACCACUCACCUCAUUCCUCAGGUGGCUCCAGUGGGGCAGGGGGCUCAAGCAGGCACGGUGGGGAGCUGCAUAACCGCUCAGGUGGCAGCAUAGACAGCGUCCUGUCACAAAUCGCUGCCCAGAGGAAAAAAGCAGCCGGAUUAUCAGAACAGAAGCCCAGCCACCCAUCAGGUCCUGUUGGGCCAGCGCCAGGGUCCAGCUCAUCUGAACUCCCAGUCUCCCCAGCAGGCAGCGGAGGUCCUGGUGGCAAGAAACUGGAGACGAGCAAAAGGCCUCCGUCUGGAACUUCCACUACCUCCAAAAGCACCUCCCCUACACUCACACCCUCCCCUUCACCCAAGGGGCACACGGCUGAGUCCUCGGUGUCGUCCUCUUCAUCCCAUCGGCAGUCCAAGAGCAGCGGGGGCUCCAGCAGUGGCACCAUCACUGAUGAGGAUGAACUGACUGGAAUCCUUAAGAAAUUAUCCCUUGAGAAAUAUCAGCCCAUUUUUGAGGAGCAAGAGGUGGAUAUGGAGGCAUUCCUCACGCUCACGGACGGCGACCUGAAGGAGCUGGGUAUUAAGACCGACGGGUCCAGGCAGCAGAUUUUGGCAGCGAUUUCUGAACUGAAUGCAGGCAAGGGACGCGAGAGACAAAUUUUACAGGAAACCAUUCACAACUUCCACUCUUCCUUUGAGAGCAGCGCCAGCAAUACCAGGGCCCCUGGAAACAAUCCCUGUACAUGAUCUUCCCUCCCGUGGUCACCAGCCUGAGCUUUCUGAAUCCCAGUAUUGUCCUGUCAUAGCAGUGCUCCAGCCACCAUCAGCUCUUCCCCAUUCCCUGAAACAUGCCACACUUGGACACACCACCAUGCCUGUGUCACAUUCCCUCGAAUGCCUGUCUUCUCUUGCCUGCUGUAGUAGUUGGUGACCCUUGCUGCUGUCACGCAAACGCAGUAGACUUAGCCUCACAUGAAGUCCUGUAUGGCUGCUUCUGCUUGGCAGGUGGCUUCCCGCUAUGAUUUGGGGACCCACUUCCUUCCACCUCAUGGCCCUGUCAUCCCCAGGGGCCUCAGCAUCUGGCUGGCAGUUUCUGGCUGGCAGAAAUGGGAAAUGCAUGGUGGAGAAGGCACAGCCAUUCUUAACUACCUUCCUCUUGACUGCUAGUGUUCCAUCCACUCCUGUUCACGUUCCAUUGGCCACCAGUAGUCACAGGGCCCCACCUGGCUGCAGAGGAGGCUGGGAAAUGCAAUCUUUGUUCAGGCAGUGGCUGCCCAGCUGCAAGUCUGCACUUAGCUGGGGCAGCACAUGUUCUAGAGGAAUCUUAGCCUUCCCUGGCAUGUCUUCCUGUAAAACUUCUAACUUGUUCUUUGGUAUACAAGUCACCUACCCAGUGAAGCCUUUCUUGACUCCCUUACAUAGAACUAACUUUUCAGCCCACACGGUCCCUUACUGCUUGUUUGUAACUCUGUUCUAAUGCUUGGCUGCGCCUACAGCAUACAACAUACAAGUGUUCAGGACAUGUAUGUUGAAUGCAUUUUUCUUCAUUGCAACAGCAACCUUUUCUGUAGGAAAAAAGAGUAGGUCCACUGUGUGAUCUUGGAUUCCCUUCUCCUCUGUGGCCUUCAGUGUCCUCACCUGCAAGAUCAGGGGUUGGGCAGGAUGAUGCUGUGAUAGUCUACGCACCUCACCCCAUGUCACUGUAGGGCUUCCUGCACUUCAAGUGGGAGCAGAAGACCCUAAUACAUUACGUUGUGGAAGGAUUUUGGUGCUCAAACUUUCUAGACAAAGGAACCAAGUGUUUGGAAUUUCUUGUACACCCCAUUAAUGCUGUUCCUCAGAAGGGAAUUGGUGCUUAUAGUUCUCUGCGGUGUCAUAUUACUUUAGUGGACUCUGACUUCUAAAACCCAGUAGCUUUUGGAAGUGUUUUCAAAUGAGUAAUUUGGCCAACACUUGCUGCAUUUCUGUAAUGUGCUGGGUGCCGGGGGUACAGAGACAAACUAGAGCCAGCCCACCCUUGGGGACCUUGAUAGGCACGAGAAGACGUGAGUGGACAGUCCCAACCUUGAGAGACAGCAUGGCACAGGGGAGCUUGUGCUCUAGACUCGGGCUCCAAGUUCACCUGCAGCCCCAUGCCUGGCCAGCUGCGUGGCCUGGGACAGGUCACUUAACCUCUUGCUCGGAGCUGAGAGCCACCGUGCAGAAAGCAUUGGGUCUGCACAAAGUCUGCAGUUGACCACAGCCUUCACAGAGUUCCCAUCUUUGCCACAAGCCCCGCCAGGCCACAUGAUGACCUCCUUGGGAGGUGUGGUCUCUCGUGUCCCUCCCCAGCCACGAAGGUCUGCUCCCCCUCCACGGCUUCUCGAGGCAGCCAUGACCACGUCGCCCAGAGCCACCUCAUGCUCACCCUCCACCUGUUGAGCCAGCUCGUCCUCCAUCCUCUCAGCCUCCCACCAGCCCCAGCCGACUUGCACCGUGACUGGAGAGGGCGGUUUCUCUCUAGCCGUCACUGACAGGCUUCUUUAUAAAGGUCCCUCAAGGCCAGGCCUUUAAGGAGACGUGGUCAUUGGACACCUACUGCGUGCAUCAGCCUGACCUCCCCACCACCCCAGGGAAUCCUGCGCACCCGGGAGACCCAGAGGGAAGCUGCGUGCUGGUUACACAGCCCGGGUGGGCAGAGCUGGCCAAGAGCUGGACUGGCGGGCUCCCGGGCCCACGCCUCUUCCACUGAUCCACGUAGCCUCCUGGAGCUGGAAGCGCCCGGGGUUCUCACUGUUGUACUCGUGGCUUCGGGGGUUGGUUAUCAAUAGGCCGUGGGUUGUUUGCCCCUGAAAUACAUUGGCCCCUGAGUUA
Molecule: messenger RNA, 4731 nt
Organism: Canis lupus familiaris (dog)
Lineage: Eukaryota; Metazoa; Chordata; Mammalia; Carnivora; Canidae
Gene: ANKS6
Product: ankyrin repeat and sterile alpha motif domain containing 6
Exons: 15
Coding region: 1-2625 (874 amino acids)
Biological process (GO): innate immune response
Cellular component (GO): cytoplasm
Molecular function (GO): protein binding
Source: RefSeq, a predicted model, not a curated record